UUUUUGUCUCAACCAUUGUUGAUGUUGUGAUUGUGAAAUGUACGUAAUCGAAGUCAUGCUGGUGCAUUAAUCAUCGUGUUUUAUACUAAAUCCACGCGUAAAUACAGCCAGUUUGAACAAAGAAGAUAGUAAGUUUAUUUGGCAAACAUUGACAAAAAAGGUUUUACCCCGAAAAAGUAUCGAGGCGCAAUAGCGAACAAAAUACCUGCUGUGCAAAUAAUCAUCGUAGCUGGACUAUCGGUGCUUUCAUAGAACAAACAAAAAGGUAACUCGUGAAUUAAACCUCAAAAUGGCAUCCAAGGAGGAAGACAAUCUUCCGGAGAACAAGAAACUCGCCCGAAAGGAGAAAGAACUCGGAAACGAGGCUUACAAAAAGAAGGAUUUUCCGACUGCCUUGACUCACUACAACGCGGCCGUCCAGCAGGAUCCAACGGAUAUUACAUUCCACAAUAACAUCGCCGCCGUGUACUUCGAGCAAAAGGAGUUCCAGAAGUGCAUCAGUGAAUGCGAAAAAGCCGUUGAAGUGGGGCGUGAGAACCGAGCGGACUACAAGCUGAUUGCGAAAGCUUUCACGAGAAUCGGAAAUGCCUACCGGAAGUUAGAAGAUUACAAAUCCGCUAAGACUUAUUUCGAGAAAAGUCUUUCAGAGCAUCGAACGCCAGAUGUGAAAGCUCUGCUUAGUGACACGGAAAAGAAGAUCAAGGAACUGGAAAGACUGGCCUACAUCGAUCCAGCAAAGGCAGAACAAGAAAAGGAGAAAGGCAACGAUUGCUUCAAGAAGGGCGAUUACAGUGCAGCGGUCAAACACUACACGGAAGCCAUCCAGCGCAAUCCGGAGGAUGCAAAGUUGUACAGCAAUCGAGCAGCUUGUUACACGAAAUUAGCUGCUUUUGAUCUUGGUCUUAAAGAUUGCGACACGUGCUGUAGAUUGGACGAAACCUUCAUCAAGGGCUGGAUUCGCAAGGGAAAAAUUCUGCAAGUCAUGCAGAAAUCAUCGGAAGCUCAGACUGCCUACCAGAAAGCGCUGGAAAUUGAUCCCAACAAUGCCGAAGCACUGGAAGGAUACCGGGCGUGCACAAUGGCUGUGCAUUCGGAUCCGAAGGAAGUCUGGAAGAAGGCCAUGAACGAUCCGGAGGUACAGCAAAUCCUCAAGGAUCCAGCGAUGCGAAUCAUCCUCGAGCAGAUGCAGAAUGACCCGAAGGCGGUUCAAGAGCAUCUCAAGAACCCUCAGGUGGCAUCGAAGAUUCAGAAGCUGCUCGAGUCGGGCAUCAUCCAAAUCUAUUAAAGGCGAGAGCAUGCAUAACGAUGGGUUUCCGUAAGCAAGUGUGUUCAAAACAAGGUGUUAGGUAAAAUAAAAAUCCGGCAGGGUCAGCUAGCGCCAGUCGUCUGAAUCUGCUCAAAGCAAUUGGAUUUGUUUUCAUCAUAUUUUUAUCGAAUUACCUACAUCAUUUUUUUAAUGGCCCCCGUUAAGCACCGUUCGAAGAAAUGCAAAUCGAUUACGAUGAACUCUUAUUAUUGCUUAAAUAGGUGAAUACAUGAGGAAACCAAUAUGCUUAGCAGAUUUGCAACAAAUACCAAUCGACUAAAACUUUACAAUUAACGUUACGGACAUGAGACAACAACAAUUGCCUAGAUAAAGCAAAAUUACUACUACCAAUAAAGGAGCAACAGUAAGAAAUGCAUAGUUACAAACUAGCCUGUAAACAAAAGUAAUAUUUGAAGUAAAGCUAGGUCUAUUAACAAAAAUAA
This is a messenger RNA of Armigeres subalbatus, 1749 nucleotides long. It is a transcript of the gene Stip1, whose product is annotated as stress-induced-phosphoprotein 1. NCBI's taxonomy places the organism in Eukaryota, Metazoa, Arthropoda, Insecta, Diptera, Culicidae. The record is from RefSeq and is a predicted model, not a curated record. The coding region runs from base 290 to 1285 and encodes 331 amino acids. The transcript is spliced from 3 exons. Gene Ontology annotation, molecular function: Hsp90 protein binding.